CGCGAUUGGCGAGUGGGACUUUAUGCAUGUGCCCAAUAAAUGACUAAACUCUGAAAGGAAGGCAGAUAAGCUAGCAGAUGGCCUUCUGUUAAGGCAGACGUCUCCUCGGCUCCACGUAGACUCUUCUGUUCUCAUCAUCAUUGUACUGGCACAUUGAUCCCAGAAGCCACCACAGCCUCACUUCCGUAAUGACCACCACCGCUAAUACAUGCGCUGCUGCCUUGAGGGCUAGCCCUACACGCGCCAUGAGUACCACAGCAGUUCGGAAUAUCAAGAUCCAACCAUGGCGUCAAUUCUGGCCUCCUAAGGCAGAAAAUUUCUCGGAGGUCCAGCUCCAGAAAAUGCCGUGGCUUGCGUGGAAGUCCGACGAGAACAACCUGAAGGACGCACCAUGGAGGGAAUGGGUUCUCAUGAACCAAUCCGGAAUUGCUCGAAGGGGAUCUACAACCCAUUUCUUGGAAUUGGAAAAGCUCUGAGAUAAGGGCUUGUCAUCAGUCUGAGAAGUCUGCACGAUUUUGCACCUUGAUGGAAAAUUGUAUCUCGAAGGAAACGAAGGGUUUACGACAUCUGUCAAAGUCUGGAUAUGUAUCUACAUUGUUUUCCUCUCGUAGUAAAUUGAUUCGAGCUUUUGGAAAGCAAUUUCCUGCAAACUAGCCAAAG
Molecule: messenger RNA, 660 nt
Organism: Mytilinidion resinicola
Lineage: Eukaryota; Fungi; Ascomycota; Dothideomycetes; Mytilinidiales; Mytilinidiaceae
Exons: 2
Coding region: 189-476 (95 amino acids)
Source: RefSeq, a predicted model, not a curated record